AUGAAGCUCAUUUGGUCUCCAGAAACUGCUUCAAAGGCUUACAUAGACACUGUAAAAUCAUGUGAGAAGUUGAGACAAUCUGGGGUUCCGGAGCUUCUGUCUGCCAUGGCAGCCGGCUGGGAUGCGAAGCUAAUCGUGGAGUCGUGGUCCCAGGGUGAUCCAAUAGCCACGAGUAUCGGCCUCGCCAUGGCAGCCCGCCACACGCGCGGACGGCAUGUGUGCAUAGUCCCAGACGAAAUUUCAAGAUCGGAGUACGUAAAUGCCACAAGAAACGCGGGGGUUAUGCCAGAGGUGGUGGUCGGGGAGGCUGAGGCGGCAACAGGGGCAGGUGUGGAUUUUCUGGUGGUGGAUUGCAAGGGGAGGGACUUUUCUAGGGUUUUGAUGAGGGCUAAGGUGAGUCCUAAAGGGGCAGUAUUUGCAUGCAAAAAUGCGUGUCAAAGGAACGUUUCUGGGUUCAAAUGGCAUGGUGCGGUUGAGAAGGGGACACGAGUUGUGAGGACAGUGUUUUUGCCUGUUGGGAAGGGGUUGGAUAUUGCUCAUAUAGGCUAUGGAGCUGGAGGUGGAAAUGUUGUGGAGUCAAAUAAGAAGGGUCCUAGCCGUUGGAUCAAGCAUAUUGAUCAUCGAUCAGGGGAGGAGCACUUGUUUUGGGAGUGAGAGUUUCAUGCUAAGAUUUUUAAAAGAGAUGUCUAGAUAGAGAUGAUCACUAGCCAGCUAGUUUGUGUAUAAAUGUAAUAAGUUGAACAUAUGUAUUAUCAUAUCAAAGUCAUAUAUGUAUAUGUUCUUUCAUAAGAAGAAAAAGAAAAGAAACGAAACAAGAGACUAAAUACUAAUUCAAAUUAAUAAUCCAAAUG
Messenger RNA from Malus domestica (apple), 851 nucleotides. Lineage: Eukaryota; Viridiplantae; Streptophyta; Magnoliopsida; Rosales; Rosaceae. The record is from RefSeq and is a predicted model, not a curated record.